UUUUUUUUUUAACUUCAACCACAUUGUACAUGGUGUCAUACAACCUGACUAAGUUCAAUCCUGCCGAAGAGGAAGCUAAAGAACCUUGGUUGCUGCAUGUUUAGUCAAUCUGACUAAUUUAAAUCGACUUUAUUUUGAGAGCUUCAAAGUUUAUUUGGAAAUUGUAGGAGUAAUAUUUUGACAUAUUCAAAAACUUAAAAUUUAAUUCGAUAUAGUUGUAAUAUGAUGACAUAUGCUUUUGAAAGGAUGACACAGUAAAUCUAUGAAUUUUUUUUGGGAAAAUUUAUUUUUAAAUGUUUUAUUAAUAUUCUGAAAAUCAGAGCGUUACAUGUAUAAUUGAGGGGACUAACACGAUUGGGUAUGCGUGGUCCACUUUAAGUCUCAUAUGGAUGAUCCGUUCAAUAAUUUCAUGAUUUUGAAAAUCUGAAUGAAAAAUGAAAUAUUGGAUUAAGCAACUGCAUAGAUUGAACCUCGUUUUAUAAAAAAAAAUAUUAAACGGCUCGAAUCAUCUGUAUUUGACCGGGGUGGCUCAGUGUAGCCAUUGGUAAUUUGGUAUCAAUCCCGUCGGUGCAAGUAGCACGGUUCAUUUUGUUGACUCUAAACAAUCGAUCCGUUUGCACCAUCUCCGGUCCAAAAAUUCGAUCGCCACCUGCAGCUCCAUCACAGUCCAAACUCGAACAACGUCCAUCUCUCUACCAGUCCAAACCUCUAGCGUCGCAGGUGCCGCACAGCACAUCGAGCCUCGCCGCGGACUCCAGCAAAGCUUCGUAUUUCUCUCUCCAGCCCCAAAGUAAAAGGUAUUUCUCUCUCUCUCUCUCUGGGGUUGCAUCGGCGAUUUAAGGGGUAGGUUGCAGCGGUGAUGGUGGGUUGAGGACACGAAGUGGUGGUGCGGCGGCGGCGAGAGGAGCGGCGUAGCUGGGAUUGGCAACCUCUUCCUUCCUCACGGAAUCUCACCAAUUUUGGUGAGAAAGAAACUGGGCUCUUUAAAGGGUUCUGCUCUCCCACCGUCCCACGAUCUCUCACCCUCUCCCACCGUUUCUCACCUUUCUGAUCAUCCAAACGUGAGAGAGAGUCCCCUCUCCCUCUCCCUCUCCCUCAGUUUCUUUUCUCUUGUCCUUAAAUUCUUUAAUCCAAACGAGCUGUUAGAUCGGUUUACGGUACACCGGUAAACAUAUUCAGAGAGAGAGAGAGAGAGAGAGAGAGAGAGAGAGAAGUUAUCAGAUUGAGUUUGGUGGGGGAUGGACAAGAUGAAUCAAGCUUUUGAGAAGGUAAAGAUUCUGGUGGGGAUGGAGGUGGAAGACGAACUCCCAGCUGAAGAUGAGACUUCUUUUGCCUUCUUGGACGACUUCAACCGCAACUGCACAUUGUCCACCAAACAGAGGCUUCACGGUUUUGUGAUAUGCUUGGUUGCUGGUUUAACAUGCACACUCUUGAUUCUAAGCUGGGGUCUUUUGUAUGGCAGCACAGCAUUUCUCAUAGGCCCGAAACGGCAAGUGACGAUGAUGCUUGACCCUGUUCGUAUUUAUGCAACCGCGAUAUACAUUGGAAGCAUGAUAAUUGCAAUCUUCUCUGCUCUCUAUGUUCGUAACAAGCUAUUGACACUUUUGGCAAUCAUGUUGGAGUUUGGUGCACUUAUUUGGUAUAGCUUGAGCUACAUCCCUUUUGCAAGGUCUAUGGUUUCAAAGGUCAUGGUAGCUUGCUUUGAUACAGAGUUCUGAGCUGAUACAUACUCGGAAAAGAAAUGCAGCUAUUGAAGAAUAUGUUGAGUGCCUAAUACAAUAAGUCUUCUGAGUCAUACACAUAAUUUGUGGGAUGCCUGAGCAUAGUCCUUUGAAGAUGCAAUAGAUGUAUGACUUGAGCGGAUAUAAAAGUGACAAGAAAUACUUUGAAUUUUCUAGUGUAGGUAGACGUUCACUAGCCUUCGGUUUUUCUUUGUUUUAUUUGCACAUUGUGGCCUUUAGAUCCCUGUUUAAGGGAUGCUGUGCACAGCAGGUUCUUGUUUGUCUGUUGAGCUGGUUUCCCAUUCGGACUAUUCUAUUUUGAACUAUCAAUUUUCUAAAGUGUGGUAGUAGUAUUUUUCUUA
Messenger RNA from Rhododendron vialii, 2083 nucleotides. RefSeq lists its product as uncharacterized. Gene Ontology annotation, biological process: vesicle-mediated transport. The transcript has 5 exons. The coding region runs from base 1239 to 1718 and encodes 159 amino acids. Lineage: Eukaryota; Viridiplantae; Streptophyta; Magnoliopsida; Ericales; Ericaceae. Gene Ontology annotation, cellular component: membrane. The record is from RefSeq and is a predicted model, not a curated record.